AUGAAGAGUGGCGCCACCAUUGCUGCCUUCCUAGCACUCAGCGUUCUGGCUGUCACGGAUGAAGCUCAACGAUCACCGAAUACGCCAGCGCUUCGUGGUCUACGAGAGAGCGCUGAUACUCCUGCAACGACCGAAGACAAUGAAGACUGGAACCACCACGACCAUCACCACCACCACGUGAAGAAAGUCAAGAAGAUCGCCAUUCCUGUCCCCGUGGAAGUGCCGCAGUACAUCCCUGUCCCGGUCAGUGUUCCGUCGACGGUGGUGGCCAGCUCCAACACUGCUGUGGUUGCGCCUGGAGCACCCGGCGCCCCUGGGGCCCCUGGCGCCCCUGGUGCUCCCGGAUCCCCCAAUGCACCGGGUGCUGCACCUGCCACGCCCGCUCCAACAACUACACGCGGACGCCCCGCAGCAACCCCUGCUGCCACGGUACCCGGCAGGGCGAGAGCCACACCGGCACCGACUAGCUUUGCCGGUGCGACUGUGCCUGCAGCUCAACAACCGGGCGCAUUGUCGCCGCCAGCAGGCAUCGCAGGUGGCGCCAACAACGCUCUCGGUGCUGGACUUGGUGGACUUGGUGCGGCCGGUGCCAAUGCGGGCGGGUUUCCUGGGGGCACUGGCACCUUCGGUGGCAAUCCGAUGGGCGGCUCCGGCGCUGGCGGUCCUAUGAGCGGUCUUGGCGGCGGCUUCGGUGCUGGCAAUCCGAUGGGCGGCUUCGGCGCUGGCGGUCCUAUGAGCGGUCUUGGCGGCGGCUUCGGUGCUGGCAAUCGCAUGGGCGGCGGUCUUGCUGGUGGAUUUGGCGCUGGGAACCCGAUGGGCGGUCUCGGUGGCGGGAUGCUCGGCGGAGCUGGUAUGAAUGCCGGCGGACUCAAUGGAAAUGCUAUGGGCGGGCAGCAGAUGGGCUUCAGCGGAGCGCAAGGCGGAAGCGCAUUCGGCGGGAUCGGCGGUCAAGGUGCAAUGGGGAACUUCGGCCCAAACGCGUUUGCCGGUGCUGCCGGGGGUCAAGCUGGCGCAGGUUUUGGAGGCGGCGCACCGAUGGGAGGUGGUAAUGGAUUUGGUGGAGGUUUCAAUCGCCAGCGUCGUCGUUAA
Messenger RNA from Phytophthora sojae, 1089 nucleotides. RefSeq lists its product as hypothetical. Lineage: Eukaryota; Oomycota; Peronosporomycetes; Peronosporales; Peronosporaceae. Bases 1 to 1089 code for a protein of 362 amino acids. The transcript has a single exon. The record is from RefSeq and is a predicted model, not a curated record.